ACCAGCCAGUUGUACGUAAACCACAAUCAUAGCGAAUAUUUUAUAGAUAUAAGCGAUCAUUCAAACCGAUUCACCGAUUCAUUAUUCUUUCGUUCAUUGCGUUGAAUAGACGUACCGGCCCAGCCAGUCAGCCAGCCAUCCAGCCAAACUUGGAAAGAAACAACGAAAGAGAAAACCAACGCACCAACGAUCCCCAUUCAGCAAACACAAUUUGUGCGCAUUUCCCAUUUGAAAACGGAUCGAUUGAUCGACCAAACCGAAUGACCGAUAGUGAAUCAAGAACAUUACCAAAAUUCAAUAAUAACGCAAAAUUUUGUUUUCUUUUCAAUUUUUCAAUUUUGUCCCGUUAAUUUCAAAGGAAAUUUUUUCGAGGAAGAAAAAAAAAAACAAUUUGUGAAAAAGUGUUUGGUUUCAACUGAUGUAAAAUAUAGAAACAGAUUGUGAUAAGUGAAAAUUAAAUUGGUUUAUCACAAACGACAAUUUAUCAAUUCACGGAGGUUGUUUUGAAAUCAGCAAGAGAUUACGAAAGAAAGGAAACAGAAAAAAAAGCAAACAGCAAAUAUGUACAAUAUAAGCCGGAUAAUUGUGAUGCUGUGCACCGUUUCAGCGGCAAUGUGCACAACAUUGCCAACCGAUACAUUGGCCGCAUCAAUAGAUGAAGUUCAAAAGAAAUUUUCAGCAGGUGGAACGGCUGAAAAGCGAAUCAUCAAUGCCAAUGCUCGAAUGACGGAAAUUAGUGAAAAUAAAAUAAGCGAAUUAAAUAAUAAUGAUGAUGGCAAAACGGCUUCGAGUGAUUUUGAGCCGAAGAUCAAGGAUAAAAAUCGAAAUGAUAAAAUGCUGGAUUACUAUCGAUAUUUUGCACCUACGGCAUAUCCAAUGCCGUAUGUUCCAUAUUACAAUCCAUAUUAUCAACAGCCUUAUAUGUCAGCAUUUUAUUCGCCUUAUUACUCUGGUUCGAUGAUUGAUCCAGCAAUGCAAUCGGCCGAUGAAUACGAUGAAGAAUACUCGGACGCAAAUGAUAUCGAUAGCGAAAAUGAUGAUGGAUCAAGAGCAAAUAACAAACGUCGACCUGGUGCAUCGAAAAAUUCACCGAUCUUUUAUAUUCGAUUACCACCGACACCGUAUAUGUUCGUACCUGGCAUGGGCUACAUAUCGCAACCACCAACCAUUCAACCACUUACACCACAGUAUCCAAUCAAUCCAUUUAUAAAUUUACCAAUUACUUAUCUUAGCAAUGCAAAACCAACCGGAGUCUUUCCAUGGAAUCAACAACCUUCGGCCAAUUUCGGUGCACCACAAUUUCCAUCGUAUUUGCCGCCACGGCCACAAAAGCCAUAUCGUCCAAAGCCACAAUUGACACCCGGUCCAGACUCAAAAAUCACACAUUUAGGCUCAUAUCUAUUUAACGGUCGUCCCGAAAGUAUCUAUCUGAUGCCACCAUAUAAUCCAUAUGCAUCACCAUAUCAUUUGCCAAAUCCAUAUCAAGCCGCCGCUCCACUUCCACCAACACCAUACAAUCCAUACGCACCCAUUUAUGCGCCGCAACCAGCAUUACCCAGCUAUUACUAGACCGAUUCUCGAUCAUCAAAAUGAAAACAAACAAAACUAGUGCAUUUUUUCAGGAUGCUCUCCGAGAAUGAGACGUAUUUAUUACACUCUUAGCAUCUACCACAUGCAAAGGAAAUUAGACUUUCUAUUAUUAUUUGUUUGUAGUGUGUACUCUUGAGGUACUCUUGAAGCAAUUAUCAGCGGCAAUUUUUCUUUUUUAGUAAACAUUUUCAUAGAACACAUAUAUUAAUUAAGAGCUUACCGAAUUUUAUAAGAAACAGAAGCAAAAAUGAAAACAAUGAGAUUGGCAUUUCAGUCAUGGAUCGGCUAAAGAGUUGAUUGACGCGAUGAAUAAUAAAAAUUUAACUAUGAUGAAUAUGCAAUAAUAUUUAUGCGAUUAAAUGUAGAUAGUAUAGUUUUUAAUUGGAUUUGCUGCUCUGUAGACUGUAAGACUUUUUCAUUACGUAAUUAGGAACAAUAAAAGCAUUGACAUUGCAUAUUACGUAUUAGGUCCUCGUUCUCAUCACAUACAUUUAGAUUAUUCUAAGAAUCGUCAACGCUUUUACUAUGAAUAAAACGUUAUUUGUAUUUCUACAAUGAAAAAUAUCGCAUAUCCCG
This is a messenger RNA of Contarinia nasturtii (swede midge), 2166 nucleotides long. RefSeq names its product extensin. The record is from RefSeq and is a predicted model, not a curated record. The transcript is spliced from 3 exons. Lineage: Eukaryota; Metazoa; Arthropoda; Insecta; Diptera; Cecidomyiidae. Bases 562 to 1569 code for a protein of 335 amino acids.